Chroicocephalus ridibundus (black-headed gull) is the source of this 2565-nucleotide messenger RNA. RefSeq names its product acyl-coenzyme A synthetase ACSM3, mitochondrial-like. NCBI's taxonomy places the organism in Eukaryota, Metazoa, Chordata, Aves, Charadriiformes, Laridae. Gene Ontology annotation, molecular function: fatty-acyl-CoA synthase activity; fatty acid ligase activity. The transcript has 15 exons. Gene Ontology annotation, biological process: acyl-CoA metabolic process; fatty acid biosynthetic process. Bases 312 to 2054 code for a protein of 580 amino acids. Gene Ontology annotation, cellular component: mitochondrial matrix. The record is from RefSeq and is a predicted model, not a curated record.
GUGGGACUGAAGGACAUUAGGAGGACUUGGGAGUUGCUGGGCAGAAGACACAAAAGCAGGCCUCUCCUGAUAAAUAUUGUGGGACUGUUUGAGAGCUAUGGAAAAUCUGCCUUCUGCAGAAGUCACAGCCCAGUCAGCAGGAAACGUUGAAUGCAGGAUCAAUACAAUUCUUGGGCCUUCUGCUUUAUUACCACUCACGCCCUGGAAAUUGUUGUGUGGUCGAGAGCCAUUGAUAUAUGCCUCACAUGUGACUGAUUCCUGUAGACGUACAUCUGAUUUUUUCCCCACUGUCUGAUAAAACGUCAUUUAUCAUGAGACCAUUUAUUAAAUCAUGGAUUCCUCAGUGUUCGUGGAUUCUCAGGACGUCUUGCAGAUUAUUCCAUGGAUGCAACAGGCUUUUUACAUCUCAGAUUAUUUCAUAUUAUGACUCUAUAAACCAGUAUGAAAAGGAACUGCCAGAAUAUUUCAAUUUUGCAGGUGAUGUCUUAGAUGAGUGGUCGCAACUGGAAAAGAAUGGAAGACGACCAGCAAAUCCAGCUUUUUGGUGGGUAAAUGAUGAAGGAGAAGAGGUGAAGUGGAGCUUUGAAGAGUUAGGAUUUCUAUCUAGGAAAGCAGCUAAUAUACUUUCUGAGGCAUGUGGUUUGCAGAGAGGAGACAGAGUUAUAGCAGUUCUGCCUCGUGUUCCUGAAUGGUGGCUACUCAGUGUAGCCUGUAUGCGAACAGGAAUUGUCUUUAUUCCAGGAACAUCCCAAUUAACAGCCAAAGACAUCUUAUACCGACUUCAGGCUUCAAAGGCCAAGUGCAUCAUUACCAACGAUACACUGGCACCCGCAGUGGAAUCUGUCAUGCCUGACUGCCAGUUUCUGAAAAGCAAACUAAUUGUAGCCAAAGGGAGCAGAGAUGGGUGGCUGAACCUCAAAGAACUAUUUGCGGUGACAUCUGCGGACCAUAAAUGUGUCAAGACAAGGAGUCAAGACCCAAUGCUGAUUUAUUUUACUAGUGGAAGUACAGGCUCUCCAAAAAUGGUGGUGCAGUCCCACAGCAGUUAUGGCAUUGGAUUUGCAACCAGUGGCAGGUACUGGAUGAACUUGACUCCUUCAGAUAUAAUGUGGAAUACUGCUGAUACUGGAUGGGUAAAAUCAGCUUGGAGCAGUGUUUUUGCACCAUGGAUCUGUGGAUCUUGUGUCUUUGUACACAAUAUGCCACAGUUUAAACCAACAGUUAUUGCAGAGACUCUCUCAAGGUACCCCAUCACUACCUUUUGCACUGCUCCCACUGCCUACCGCAUGCUGGUCCAACAUGAUCUGAGCAGCUACAAGUUCAUGAGCCUGAAACACUGUUUGUCUGGAGGGGAACCACUCAAUCCUGAAGUGAUGGCAAAGUGGAAAAUCCAGACAGGGCUGGAUAUCUAUGAAGGUUAUGGCCAGACUGAAACGGUAACAAUAUGUGCCACUAUGAAAGGAAUGAAAAUUAAACCUGGCUCUUUGGGAAAAGCUGUUCCCCCUUAUGAUGUGCAGAUCAUAGAUGACCAUGGGGCUAUUCUGCCUGCGGGAGAAGAAGGCAACAUUGCCAUCCGAAUUCAACCUAUGCGACCAUUCUGUCUGUUCACCGAGUACUUGGAUAAUCCAGAGAAAACUGCUGCCUCCGUGUGUGGAAAUUUUUAUGUCACUGGGGACAGAGGGGUUAUGGAUGAAGAAGGAUAUGUCUCGUUUGUUGGAAGAGCUGACGAUAUAAUUAAUUCUUCUGGGUAUCGUAUUGGCCCAUUUGAAGUCGAAAGUGCAUUAAUACAACACCCUGCAGUCCUGGAGUCAGCUGUUGUCAGCAGUCCUGAUCCAAUUCGAGGGGAGGUAGUCAAAGCCUUCAUUGUUUUAACUCCUGCUUUUGUAUCACACGAUCCCGAAAAAUUAACUCAUGAGCUUCAGCAACAUGUCAAGAAGGUGACUGCACCUUACAAGUAUCCAAGGAAGGUGGAGUUUGUUCUGGGUCUGCCAAAGACAGCUACUGGGAAAAUCCAGAGAAAAGUUUUAAGGAACAGAGAGUGGGGAAAAGUGUAACAUGAUUUGGAAACUGAGGAGAGAAAACUUCCGUCAUCCGUACCAGCCAUAGCACAUCGCAAUUGGCAUGUGGUCGUGACCCAGAGCACUAGGAGAACAUAUGAAAAAACAAGCUAUGUAAAAAAAAAAAAAAAAAAAAAAAAGAGAGAGAUAACACUCAUAUGGCUUGAGGAUGUGUGGUAUUAGAAGCACUUUUGCCAUCAACCUACAAAUUUUCAGAAGGGAGAAGGUGCAAGUAAUUAAGAAUGAGGAAUGGGAGAGAGAAGGGAUAGAUCUGGGAGCUUACAAAGUUUUAUUUUUUUUGCUGGAAUUAGUAUAAACAGUUUGCUUUAAAAAAAAAAGUGUAAUGACAGCAUUUUGAUAAUUGCAAAUAAAUGAGAAAUUAAUAAAAAUAAUCUUUGUCCUGUAGUGGGUGUCAGCAGUGAAGUGAUGUUCUCUCUUCAAAAACUAUCCCUGUUUCUGAGUGGAAGGAGAGAGACAUAUUCUUUUAACUACUUCAGCUUGAUGAAUU